This is a messenger RNA of Vigna umbellata (rice bean), 1557 nucleotides long. RefSeq names its product amino acid transporter AVT1I. Gene Ontology annotation, biological process: amino acid transmembrane transport. Gene Ontology annotation, molecular function: L-amino acid transmembrane transporter activity. The record is from RefSeq and is a predicted model, not a curated record. Gene Ontology annotation, cellular component: vacuolar membrane. Lineage: Eukaryota; Viridiplantae; Streptophyta; Magnoliopsida; Fabales; Fabaceae.
UUUUAUUUUGUCUGCCAUGGAGAAUUUUGUUAUAAGAGUGAGCAGAACAAGUGAAUUACUUGCAGAAGAGAAGACCAGUCUUAUCGCUCUUUCAUCACAAGGGUUCCGAUGGAUACCGCCAACAGUCAACUAAACCAUAACCUUAACAUGCCCCUAAUCCAAGACCAAACACUACGCUGUCAUGAACCCACCCAAAAUCCUCAGACAGGUUCUCCAAAUGUUUAUGCCACCACAUCUUUCCUCGGCACUUGUCUCAAUGGACUCAAUGCUAUGUCAGGUGUUGGCAUACUCUCGGUUCCUUAUGCUCUUGCAACAGGAGGCUGGUUAAGCUUGGUUCUUCUGUUUUCUAUUGCCGCUGCUGCAUUUUACACGGGCCUUCUGAUUAAAAGAUGCAUGGAUAAGGACUCAAACAUCAGAACCUACCCUGAUAUAGGUGAACUCGCAUUUGGAAAGACAGGAAGACUGAUAGUGUCAAUAUCCAUGUACACGGAACUAUAUCUGGUUUCAAUAGGAUUCUUGAUUCUAGAAGGUGAUAACUUGAGUAACAUAUUCCCCAUUGGAGAGGUUCACAUAGCAGGCUUAGCAAUUGGUGGGAAGCAAUUAUUUGUGAUUAUGGUUGCCCUUAUCAUCUUGCCCACGGUUUGGUUGGACAACUUGAGUCUACUCUCUUAUGUAUCUGCAAGUGGAGUCUUUGCUUCUGUUCUCAUCAUCCUUUCAAUAACAUGGACUGCAACAUUUGAUGGAGUUGGUUUUCAUCAUAAAGGAACUCUUGUCCGUUGGAAUGGUCUCCCCACAGCUGUUAGCUUGUAUGCCUUCUGUUAUUGCGCUCAUCCUGUCUUUCCCACACUGUACAAUUCGAUGACAAACAAACAUCAGUUCUCUAACGUCCUACUUGUUUGUUUUCUCCUAACCACCGUGGGUUAUGCAUCCAUGGCUAUAGUGGGUUAUUUAAUGUUUGGUGACGGGGCUGAAUCUCAAGUAACAUUGAACCUGCCUCUGGACAAACUCAGCUCAAAAUUAGCAAUAUACACAACCUUGGUGAAUCCCAUAUCCAAGUUUGCUUUGAUGGCAACACCUAUUACGAAUGCUUUGAAAGAUUUGCUUCCAAAGACGUACAAGAAUAGGGUGACGAGUAUCUUACUGAGCACAGUGUUGGUAUUGAGCACCACCGUUGUUGCCCUUGCUGUCCCUUUCUUUGGGUCUCUCAUGUCGCUGGUUGGAGCCUUUCUGAGUGUCACAGCUUCUAUUCUGCUUCCGUGCUUGUGCUACUUGAAGAUUUCGGGCACUUACAGGAAAUUUGGGUGUGAGACGGUAGCCAUAGUGAUAAUAAUAAUGACAGCUAUUGUAAUGGCAAUAUCAGGGACCUACAUCUCUCUCAUGGAAAUAGCUCACAAUUUAUAAAGGACAAUGCAGUGGUCCACUCUCUUCACUAUAAAUUACCAAAAAGUAAAAUAGUAUUUUUUUUUUCAUGUGGAUUGCAUUUGCAUUAAAGAGUUAAAAGACAGAUUAAAGAUGAAAAAGUGGUUGGUUAAUACUUUUUUUUUUUAUAAUCAAAAC